Messenger RNA from Phodopus roborovskii (desert hamster), 1880 nucleotides. Its product is annotated as coiled-coil domain-containing protein 121. The transcript has a single exon. The record is from RefSeq and is a predicted model, not a curated record. Bases 1 to 1335 code for a protein of 444 amino acids. NCBI's taxonomy places the organism in Eukaryota, Metazoa, Chordata, Mammalia, Rodentia, Cricetidae.
AUGGAGUCCCAAGGCCAGGACCUCACCACCUGGGACACCAGGAACAGAAGACCCACCCUCUUCUACCACAAUCAAGGAGGCGGGGCUGCUGGACCACCAUCACUUCCUGCAAGGAAGGAGGAGCCUGCUUUUACAUACGAGAGCGUCUAUCACAGGCCUUGCCUGGCCAGGAAGAAGGCCAUUUGCGACUUUCGGGUGAGGUGGCCAGAACUGGUUCUCCUAGCCCAGAAGAAAAAGGAGGAGGGUCUCCCCCUAAUUGGUCAAAGCCUCUCUGACAGACAGGUCCAUGAGGCCAGUGCCUGCUCCUCAGAGGUCAGCAUCAGCAACCUAGACCUGGAGAGUAGUCCCAGUGAGGGCCUGGACUCCACAGGAGGGUCUGCUGUGAGCUCCCAGCCCCCACAUACAGAGUCUGCUCACAUGACCAUUCUCAACAGCUAUCUGAGGCCAGAGUCCAUGACCCGGCUGGAGAAGAGGGUGAGGAGGAAGACAGUGGUGGCCAUGAAUGACCUGGGACAGGAGAUAGAGGCUGUUAAGAGCCGGCGGUCAGUACUGAUGAUGGACAUCAAGGAACUGAAGAAGGAGAUGGCCUGGGAAGAAACAGAAACCAAGCCCUUCCUGGAGCGCCUGAGGCAGAAGGAGGAGGAGAGCCAGAGGAAGUAUGACUCCCUGUGGAAAGAUUACAUCCAGCAGUGUCAGGAGGUCAAGGACAGGAGGCAAGAACUGGUCUCUGCCUUCGCCUCCCGCACAACCAACCUCCAGAAGCAGCUGCUGCGGAGCAGGAAGAUGGAGGUUGGCUUCAGGAGGAAGCUGAAGGCCCUGAGGCCUGUAGCACAGGUAAAGGAGAGCCAGGACCAAAAGAUCCAGGCCUUAGAGCAGGAGGAAGCCAGCAUAGUGGCCGACAUCCCCUUCAUGGACCGGGAGGCACACUUGCAAUUCCUGAAGGAUAAAGCUGCCCUGGAGAAGCAAGUGGAGGAGCUGAACCUGCUGGAGUCAGGCGAGGGCAUCACCAGGGAGCUGAAGAAGAAGGCCAAGGCCUUGGCAGCUGUGGCCAAGCAGGCUCACAAGGACUUCUGUCAGGGUAUCAACGCCGAGAACCGGUGCCUGCAAACACAGCUCCAGCAGCUGGAUCGGGAAUUCCGUGAGCUGGAAACCAGAAAGGAGGAGCUGGAACAGGGAAAGCAGCGGUGGAAAGAGCAGCAGUGGUACCUGGAGGCCCUGGCCCGGGGGCGGCAGCGCCUGCAGAGGCGGGAGUACGGCCCCCCCAAACCGCAGGCUGCUCCCCACCCAACCCAGGGCAGACUACUGGAGGCCAGGCCAAAAACCAAUCCCAAGUAAUGGCUGCCACGUCCCAGGAAGCAGGCCGGAGCUGAAGUUGGGGGUAGCACACAAGAAAUGAAGAUGCUAUCUAUCAGGAUAAAGCAAAGGGGACAGAAGUCCCAAGGGGAUGGAGGGCGGGGCUUCUCCGAGGGCGGAGGGGUCCUGGCCUGUCUCUCAGGCUUGGUCCCCUCACCCCAGCUGAAAGGUCUAUCCUAACCGACGGAAAGCUUCACAGCUUUCGGGAAACUUUGUCUUUAGACUCUGUCCCUUCCAUGACAACGCGUUCCCUGUUGUGGUGGAGACUCUGGUGCUCAACCCUGCUCAAGCGUGCACUUCAUGACAACAGGCGUGUUUGUAACCGGCACCUUCCACACAGCCCCCAUCUCUCAGUGGUAGGGCUGGUGUCUUAGGUGGGUGCUGGGAGCCAUUUGGGGAACGGGUUCUUUGCAUUUGUGCGUGGCUGAGGCUGGAUUGGUCUGCAGAGCUGUGGGUCGUGAUGUGGCGUACGGCCCUGGGUUUGGGCUGUGUGCACCUGCGUGCCAAAACAUACACAGCUCUCUCAG